Messenger RNA from Trichogramma pretiosum, 1775 nucleotides. Its product is annotated as zinc finger protein OZF-like. NCBI's taxonomy places the organism in Eukaryota, Metazoa, Arthropoda, Insecta, Hymenoptera, Trichogrammatidae. Bases 27 to 1415 code for a protein of 462 amino acids. Gene Ontology annotation, biological process: regulation of transcription by RNA polymerase II. Gene Ontology annotation, molecular function: RNA polymerase II transcription regulatory region sequence-specific DNA binding; DNA-binding transcription factor activity, RNA polymerase II-specific. The record is from RefSeq and is a predicted model, not a curated record. Gene Ontology annotation, cellular component: nucleus. The transcript has 3 exons.
UUAGUAUUGAAACGAGUAAGUCGCAAAUGAUAUUUCCAGCGAGUAAGAUGGAAUCUGGUGAUUUAUUCGAUCCUGCUAUAACAGUGAAAGAAGAGGCUCAGGAUGACCCUCUCAAUGAUAAUGAUGGUUAUAAAAUAAUUGACACGACUCUUGCAGUUCCUCAAAAUGUUAAAUACGAGAAGUCUUGGCAUGAAAAUUCAACCCAAGAGCUUCUUCAGGAAUAUGACGAAAAUCACGAAAAUGAACUCGACGACAUUCAAAUCGAAUUGGAAUGUACAGACAUGAAGCCCAAUUUUUUGGCUGUUUCGAAAAUUGAAGAUUUCUCUCCAAAUCAGUUUCAGGAUAGCAAUGAUUACAAAACUGGAAGCAAAAUUAAAUUAGAAACUGUCGGGACAGUGAAAAAAGAAAUUUUUAGUGAAGAAGCCUCUUUGAUUAUUGUUGAACGUGUUUCAAAAAUUAUGAACUAUAAACAUAGUCUCGAAACUGAAAUUGACAUUGCGCAUAAUGGAAUCACUCCUGCAAGUCAUCUAAAAAGACACGUCGAUGCAGUCCGCAAAGCUGUCACGCACGCAUGUGAAAUAUGCGGCAAUGUAUUCAAACAAAGAGAUUCUCUAAAAAUUCACAUCGACUCGGUGCAUCGUAAAAUUAGGUAUGGAUGUGAUGUAUGCGGAAAAUCAUUCAGAUAUAAGGGUCAUCUCCAAAGACACAUCGAUUCGUUACAUCGUAAAAUCACGCAUCCAUGCGAUAUAUGCCAAAACACAUUCACACAGAAGAGUCAUCUCAAAAUCCACAUCGAUUCGGUGCAUUAUGGUGUCAGUCACGCAUGUAAUAUUUGCGGAAAUAUUUUUAAACGAAGAGGCGAUCUCAAAACUCACGUCGAUGUGGUGCAUCAUAAAAAAAGGCAUGCAUGCGAUACAUGCCAAAAGACAUUCACACAGAAGAUUAGUCUCAAAUAUCACAUACAAUCGGUGCAUAAUGGUAUUUCACAUGCGUGUGAUAAAUGCCAAAAGACAUUCGCAAAGAAAAAGAGUCUCAAAAUUCACAUCGAUUCGAUACAUAAUGGUGUCAGUCACGAAUGUAAUAUUUGUGGAAAUGUUUUUAAACGUAAAGACGAUCUCAAAAAGCACAUCGAUUCGAUGCAUCAUAAAAUAAGACAUGCAUGUAAUAAAUGCCAAAAGACAUUCGCACAGAAAAAUAGUCUCAAAAUUCACAUCGAUUCGAUGCAUAAUGGUGUCAGUCACGAAUGUGAUUUUUGUGAAAAAAAAUUUAAAUGUAAAACUUAUCUCAAUAAGCAUGUGAAAUCGUCGCAUAAUGUUAUAACCCAUUCAUGCGGGACAUGCGGAAAGACAUUUGGCCAGAAAAGGAGUCUUAUAGCCCACAUCGAUAUGGCUCAUAAUUCGCGCAUCAGAACCUAACUUAUAAUUAAAAUUUAUGUUAAUUUGUGUUAAAAAUCCAAAUAUAAAAUCAAGUGUAUCUCUUCAAAUAACUGAAUUUAUAUAAUUUUUAUUUAUCAUAAGGUGAAUUCUUUGUGUUAUGUUAUUAUAUGUUGUUAUAUGCUAUGAUAAUAUAGUUACAUGUCAAAACUGACGGCACAUAAGCCCGGCGGCCGCCACUAUGUAUCAAGCUGAAUCGCAGCGUGUGUGCAAAUGAAGUGAUAAUUAUGUAAUAUGUAUGCACCCGACCAAUUUCUUUUCUCGCCGACUCCGUCGUUUUUGCUGCACGGAAGUUCCUACCUAUUUUGUUCGCCGUACAAACAGCUCCUUAAUUAUUUUUUC